Gavia stellata (red-throated loon) is the source of this 1428-nucleotide messenger RNA. Its product is annotated as E3 ubiquitin-protein ligase TRIM39-like. Gene Ontology annotation, molecular function: zinc ion binding; protein binding. The coding region runs from base 1 to 1428 and encodes 475 amino acids. The transcript has 6 exons. The record is from RefSeq and is a predicted model, not a curated record. NCBI's taxonomy places the organism in Eukaryota, Metazoa, Chordata, Aves, Gaviiformes, Gaviidae.
AUGCCCUCGGUGCUGCCUGCUCCCUCCGGCAGGGAAGGACGGCAAGGACAAGGGGCAGAUGGAUGGAGACAAGGCUGGGAACGGCCGGCAGAACCCCUCAAGCAGCUUUGCCAAGAGCACCAGGAAGCCCUGGAGAGGUUCUGCGUGGAGGACCAAAGCCCCGUCUGCCGGCACUGCGCCGAGUCGCAGGCUCACCGUGCCCACGCUACCGUUCCCCUUGAGGAGGCUGCCGCGGAGUACAAGACGAAGCUGGAGGCAGCUGUAAAACUCCUGCAGCAGCAGAAGGCGGAAGCGUGGCGCUUGAAAUCCCAGGAGGAAGAGAAGCUGGCUGAGUGGAAGAAUAAAACUUCCAGAGAGAGCGAGAAGAUCAACAAGGAGUUUGAGAAGCUGCACAGCUUCUUGGACGAGGAGGAGGAGGAGCUCCAGCGGAGGCUGAAGCGGGAGACGAAGGACACGGCCACCAAGCUACGCAGCAACGUCGCCCAGAUGACCAAGCAGAGCCAGGCACUGGAUGACCUCAUCGAUGAGAUCAACAAGAGGUGCCAGCAGCCAGCUUUGGGGCUGCUGAAGGACAUGGAAAGCUUGCUGAACAGGAGCGAAACUAUCCGGGCGCUGAAACCGGCAGCUCUUCCCACCGAGCUGCGGGGCGCGUAUGAUGUUCCCACCGGCGGCAUUUUUCAGUUUCUAAACCGAUUUAAAGCUCAGAAGACCUCAGAAAAACCAGGCUUGGAGGCACCUUCUCAGGGCGUAGCGAAGGCCAGCAGCUCCCAAAGCGGAGUGCGAUCGUCUGGGUCUCCACACCUUGCGGUCCUGGAAGUAGGCGCUGGGCAGCAGAUAGCACCGUCCCACCCUAGUUCUGACCUUCUUCUGCUCUUCCUUCCAGUGGACGUGACCUUGGACCCCACCUCUGCGCACCCCAGCCUCCUCCUGUCCGAGGACGGCAGGAGCGUGAGUCACGGGGGUGCACGGCAGGACCUGCCGGACCACCCCGAGAGGUUUGACCCGUACGUCUUCGUGCUGGGAUCUCCAAGGAUCGCGUCCGGAAGGUGCUACUGGGAGGUGGAGGUGGGAGACAAGACCGAGUGGGAUAUCGGGGUGUGCAGGGAGGCUGUGAAGAGGAAGGGGAAAGGUCCUCUCUCCCCACUGGCGGGCUUCUGGAGGAUGUGGUUGAGGAACAGCAACCAGUACAAGGUCCUGCUCACCCACCCCAUCACCCUUUCCGUCCGAGCAAAGCCCAGGAGAGUGGGGAUCUACCUGGAUUACAAAGGCGGGGAAGUGACCUUCUACAACGCCACCGACCAGACCCACCUCUACACCUACAGCGGGGUCUUCGCCGGUGUCCUGCGACCCUUCUUCAGCCCCGGCUUGUCCCAGGGAGGGAGCAACACCGAGCCCCUCGUGGUCCGCCCGGCCGCCGAGCAGGGAUAA